Molecule: messenger RNA, 1632 nt
Organism: Scheffersomyces stipitis CBS 6054
Lineage: Eukaryota; Fungi; Ascomycota; Pichiomycetes; Serinales; Debaryomycetaceae
Gene: RTG3
Product: Rtg3p
Exons: 1
Coding region: 1-1632 (543 amino acids)
Biological process (GO): regulation of transcription by RNA polymerase II
Molecular function (GO): protein dimerization activity; RNA polymerase II cis-regulatory region sequence-specific DNA binding; DNA-binding transcription factor activity, RNA polymerase II-specific
Source: RefSeq, a predicted model, not a curated record
AUGGAAGAAUUCUUGAGGGACAGUCCCUCGGACUAUAACUCCAACAACCCCAGCAACACCACUACCACUCCCAACUUCAACUAUAAUACGAACUAUUCGAAUCCAACUAAUGCCAACUCUAAUGCCAACAACGCUAAUUCCAAUAACUCUAAUUACAAUGCAAAUGCCAAUGCCAACCACAACAUCAGCCAGUCAAACAGUGCCAUCAACUUCAGCAGCAUUCCUUUGAAUUUAGAUAAUGUCAACAGCAGUGGCGAUGCGCUUGUUUCCAACUCGCUGGGCUUCCCUGUAGGUCCGGGAAGCGACUUCUUGAGCACUACGACUUCGUACUAUAGCAACAAUUCAUUUGCAGGAGGCAACAACAACACGAACAAUAAUAGCAACAAUAUAAAUAUCAAUAGCGGAUUUCUCAACGACCCUUCGCAACUCGGCAGUGGUUCUAAUUCUCUUACAAAUGAACCGUUCCUUGACGACAUUGCUGGGAUGCUUCCUACAGCUUCGUUUCAGCCACAGCUGCAGCUUCCCAUUCAGCAGAAUCAGCAGAACCAACAGAACUACCAGCCGCAAUUCAUCAACCCAGUGAACACAUCUACCAAUUUAGACGAGCUCAUAUCACCACAGAACAAUUCGAAUUUCCUUGCCACAGACGCCUUUGCCAACUCGCAGUACUUUUCUCCUCCUAACCGGAACGGUUUCAACUCGCUAGAUGCAAUUCCAGAAAACGCGUUCCAGAACCAAAUCGGUAGUACUGCUCUCAGUCCUAAUUCUCGACAGGGAAGUAUAGCCGUGCCUGCUCCAGACUUCCAAUCAGGUUCGUAUCUAUCGCCUCAAGGUAACCCUCCAUACUUGUCGCCCAACUACGACUUUGAUACCUUGAGAUCGCCUCCUUUGAACUCGUCCUAUUUAGGCUCUCCUCCACAAACGACGAGACUACCUUCCAAUGCCAAUGCCUUUAGCACAAGUAUCCCCAUCAACGCAACAGUUAGGGCCGAUACGUUAUCUCCUACACCUUCAUCAGCUUUGAGCACGUCUGUUCCUAGCGGCGGUGUGAACCAUCUUUCAAGGGACGUCUCUACCAAACAAUUGUCAAAAGAGGAGAAGAUGAAGAGAAGAAGGGAGUUCCACAAUGCAGUGGAAAGAAGAAGACGUGACUUGAUCAAAGAAAAGAUAAAGGAAUUGGGCUUGAUUGUUCCCCCAUCAUUAUUGAAUCCACCGUUAUCGGCGGUCCAGACAUUGCAGAGGAACCCUUCCAUGAACUCAAACGAAAUAAACGACUUAUUGAGCACCAUUAAAGUGAAGGAAACAAAGCCUAACAAGAGCACCAUUCUUAAUAAGUCGGUGGAUUACAUAAAGCACUUGAAUUAUGUCUUGAGCCAGCAAGAAAUAGAACGUGCUCGUUUAGAAGAGCGUAUCAGCAAUUUGGAAAACGAAGACUCAAACCUUGGUGACAACUACCAAACCAGUAGUGAUCCUACAGGACAGGCUUCGGUACCGUAUAUUGAUCAAUUGGGAACGGUGAAUACUGGUACCGCUGGCAGUGAUGCGUUCAACCCUGACGACUUCUUUACGGAUAUCUUGGGAUCGUCGAAUGUGAAUUCCAAUGAUAAUGAUUACUUAUGGUCUGGAAAUUGA